Messenger RNA from Prorocentrum cordatum, 1425 nucleotides. The record is from the annotation of a GenBank genome assembly. NCBI's taxonomy places the organism in Eukaryota, Dinophyceae, Prorocentrales, Prorocentraceae.
GGCGCCGCACGCUGCAGCACCCGGGCGCUGCGCGGCGGCCGCGGAGGCCGCCGGCGCCACGGCCCCGCUCACCGCGGCGCGGUAUGCCGCCGCGCCCUCCCCGCCCAGUGGCGGAUCCUGGGCCCUGGGCCCCGAACUUCGAAUCGGAGAUCGACUACGGCACGGACUUCUGAUGGGCCAAUGCGCCACGACCACUGCUGAAGGUAGGACGGGGGAGAAGGGAGGAUGGGGAGGUCCUCCUCAUCUUUCUCCUCCUCCUCCUCCUCCGCCUCCCCCGCCUCCCUCUCCCUGCCCAUGGCAGCGGUGGCGGAAAACGGGCCCCUCAACUUACCCCUCCAUGUAUUUGUUCCUCGUCGAGUCCGCGCUGGGGCCCCGCUGGCGCCACGGCCUUGCUCCAAGGCGGCGGGCCUGCCGCCGCGCCCUCCCGUCGCCCAAUGGCGCCCGGGGCGCCGGCCGCCGCCCACACACGCCUCGGCCCCAUUCCAGUCAGGGCGCACAGUGAGGGCGCGCGCCUGCUCUAGGGUAAGGUCGGGGACGUCCCUCUGCAGGAGGAAUCUGUCAAAACAGCCAAAAGGGCCACGUCUGUCGACGCUCGGAGGGAUAGGGGCGAAUAGCCCAUGGUCGGCGACUGCAAAGGGUAUGCUUUCACCAGGGUGUGGUUUGCGAUCGGCACCGUUCGGGCCUGGAGGGCGCGGGCGGUUCCAGAGGAGGAACUGGUACCCAUACCGCUACCCCUUGGCCGUUUUUUUUUUUUUUUUCGGCCUGCUGGGGAGGCCCUCGUCGCCGCCGCUGGAUUCGUGUUGAAAUCCAGGUACGGGGAGUAGUGGAAUUGGUACCUUUUGGUUUCCCCAGCCAUUCAGGCCAGAGACACUUUUGUCGACACUCGGCGGCUCCCAUGAGUUGCCACCGAAGCGCGUCCUUGCUUCUUCAUUCCGCUCCUCCAUGCCUCACCACAAAGCGCUGCGGGGUCCACGAGUUGUCAGUCUGGCGCUGCGGGCGCCUCUGCCCUUCCGAUUCUAUCCCUGGCCCUACAGUUGGUUCCGCCUGCAAGUCGCAGUCCCUCAAUUUUGUGUUUUAAUUUUGUUGUGCCUGGGCGCUUCUGGCCGCAGGGAUACAUCCGUGCUGCGUGUCGGAGGAGCGUUGGGCCCCGCCUUGUGCAAAAGCACCGCAAUCAAUGCGCAUUCGAGGAAGUAGAGCAAAUGUUCAUUCCAUCGAAUCUGGCACGUUCUGACUCGUGUUCCUGAUGAGCCCGCCGCCGCCGCCACGCUGCGCCCUUGACGUUUCACUCUGGCGCCCAGCCGCGGCUUCGGCAAGAGUUGGUUCCGACUGCGUUUGCGCCCGGUGUAAAACACGUUGUCUUCUGUGUCAGAGCUACAUGGCUUGCUGGCAGACGACAACGAUGAGAGGACUUGGAGGCCGCGUGGC